Molecule: messenger RNA, 1616 nt
Organism: Helicoverpa armigera (cotton bollworm)
Lineage: Eukaryota; Metazoa; Arthropoda; Insecta; Lepidoptera; Noctuidae
Gene: AK
Product: arginine kinase
Exons: 3
Coding region: 264-1403 (379 amino acids)
Biological process (GO): phosphocreatine biosynthetic process
Molecular function (GO): creatine kinase activity
Source: RefSeq, a predicted model, not a curated record
GCAUAAACCGGGGGAACUUUCCCUCCGAAAAGUUUUAAAGCUGUUCCCGAAGGGCGGGAAGCGUAAGGCCGCGUGCGUGCUGCGUGUCGCGCAUCGAUCGGGCCACCCCUCGCCCUCGCCACUCCCGGCUCCGAUACAUUCAUUUGGACAAAAUAUCAUUCCAUCAUUGCAUUUAGUAUCCUCCGUUUCUUUUAUUUAUUUGCAGUAGUUUUAGUGAUUUAGUGCAUGUUUUAGCGUCUAGUUAAUAAAUAGUAUUUGUGAAAAUGGGUGGCUGUGCAACGAAAGAAAACAAGGAAAACAAACCGGCUGACGAUGCCGACGGAAAAGCCGCAGCAAUGGUGGACGCCGCAACAAUCGAAAAGUUGGAGGCUGGUUUCAGCAAGCUCCAGGCCUCUGACUCCAAGUCACUGCUGAAGAAGUACCUCACCAAGGAGGUGUUCGACGCUCUUAAGAACAAGAAGACCUCCUUCGGCUCCACCCUCUUGGAUUGCAUCCAGUCUGGUGUUGAGAACUUGGACUCUGGUGUCGGAAUCUACGCCCCUGAUGCCGAGGCGUACACAGUGUUCGCCGACCUCUUCGACCCCAUCAUCGAGGACUACCACAAUGGUUUCAAGAAAACCGACAAGCACCCCGCCAAGAACUGGGGUGAUGUGGAGACCCUCGGCAACCUGGACCCUGCUGGCGAGUUCGUCGUCUCCACCCGUGUGCGCUGCGGCCGCUCCAUGGAGGGCUACCCCUUCAACCCCUGCCUGACCGAGGCCCAGUACAAGGAGAUGGAAGAGAAGGUCUCCUCCACCCUCUCCGGACUUGAGGGCGAACUCAAGGGUACCUUCUACCCCUUGACUGGCAUGUCCAAGGAAACCCAGCAGCAGCUCAUCGAUGACCACUUCCUGUUCAAGGAGGGUGACCGCUUCUUGCAGGCUGCCAACGCUUGCCGCUUCUGGCCCACUGGCCGUGGUAUCUACCACAAUGAGAACAAGACCUUCUUGGUCUGGUGCAAUGAGGAGGACCAUCUCCGUCUCAUCUCCAUGCAGAUGGGUGGUGACCUGAAGCAGGUGUACAAGAGGUUGGUGACCGCUGUCAACGACAUUGAGAAGCGCAUUCCCUUCUCCCACGAUGACAGGCUUGGUUUCCUGACUUUCUGCCCCACCAACUUGGGAACCACCGUGCGUGCUUCCGUGCACAUCAAGCUGCCCAAGCUGGCUGCCGACAAGGCCAAGCUGGAGGAGAUCGCAUCCAAGUACCACCUGCAGGUGCGCGGAACCCGCGGCGAGCACACCGAGGCUGAGGGCGGCGUCUACGACAUCUCCAACAAGAGGCGCAUGGGUCUCACCGAGUACGACGCCGUCAAGGAGAUGCACGAUGGCAUCGCUGAACUGAUCAAAAUUGAGAAGUCGCUGUAAAUCGGUUAACGAUCUCGCGUUAUCAGUAUUUUUUGUAUUAUUUAUCGUUUUCACGUAAGAAUUCAUUGGAAGUCGGAUUGGUUGGGCCGGCAGACGGCACUAGUCAGCGCCCCGCGAGUGUGGCCGGCCACGCAAGCGGCCCUAUAUACUGUUUUUCGUAAAAGUAUUUUCUAUAAGGAAAUGGAAAAUAAAGACAGCUAGCGUUAAGACCAA